This is a messenger RNA of Hipposideros armiger (great roundleaf bat), 1794 nucleotides long. Its product is annotated as leukocyte-associated immunoglobulin-like receptor 2. The record is from RefSeq and is a predicted model, not a curated record. Gene Ontology annotation, biological process: immune response-regulating signaling pathway. Bases 89 to 733 code for a protein of 214 amino acids. NCBI's taxonomy places the organism in Eukaryota, Metazoa, Chordata, Mammalia, Chiroptera, Hipposideridae. Gene Ontology annotation, cellular component: plasma membrane. The transcript is spliced from 6 exons.
ACCCAACCACAGCAGCCCUGCAUGAAGAGUUGGUGUACACAGGGCCCUGUCCUCCCAUCCCCAGGACAAGAACAAAGCAGACGGCGAGAUGCUGGCCAUGUCGUCCAAUCCCACCACCCUCCUGGGCCUCAGCGCUGGGCGUGUUUCUCACUGGGCUUCUCUUCCAGUGCUCUGCCUGGGCCAGGUGAUCCACAUGCAAAACGGGCGCCUGCCCAGACCCUCCAUCAGAGCCGAGCCAGGCCCUGUGGUCGCCCGGGGGCGGCCUGUGACCAUCCUGUGCGGGGGCCCUGCUGGGGUUCACAGAUUCCGCCUGGAGCAGAAGGAGAAUACAUCUACAUUCAUGGAUCAGAAAAAUAUACCUCAACGUGGUUCACUGGAGACGGAGGCCAGAUUCCUCAUCCCCGCAGUGAGUGAAGUCACUGCUGGGCCUUAUCGCUGUGCCUACAUGAAAGGGUCCAGUUGGUCUGAGCGCAGUGAGUUCCUGGAACUGAAGCUGAAGGAUGAGCCAGUCCCCGUUCUGCCCUCAGGAGCCCCCCAUGAAGUCACACACCCCCACACAGAAGCAGGCUCCCAGACAGCCCCUGCCUCCCGGAAUUACACGGUGGAGAACUGUAUUCGCAUCAGUCUGGCUGGUGUGGUCUUGCUGAUCCUGGUGGCAAUUCUGGCAGAAGCUGGGCACAGCCAGCGCAGGUCCCCACACGGAACUCGGGAGGGCGCCCACCAGAGAGAUUAGACCCCAGGGUCCCAGGGGACGGCCCCAGGGCUCUAAGACUCACACCUGUCACCCACCUUACCCAGGGGCUCAAACCGCACCUGUCCUGGGCAUCCCUGCACCCACUUCUUGUCUUCCUGGAAUGAUCUCUGCCUUCCUUGAUCUGUGGUCCUUGGGUCCCCAGUGUCUUGGAUCAGAAGUCCAGAGAAGAAAAUGCAAACAAAAGCCGCAGUGAGCUAUCACUUCACACUCACCAGGAUGACUGUGAUUUUAAAAAAUAUAAUUUAAGGGGGAAGGGGCAAGUGUGUCAAGGAAGUGGAGGAACUGGAACCUGUGUGUACUGCUGGUGGGACUGCACGACAGUGCAGCCACUGGAAGGUGAUGUGACAGUUCCUGAAAACCUUAGCCCAGGAUCACCUCAUGACCGAGAAAAGAAAUGGUCCAACACUCAAAGAAAUGACAGCAGGGCCUCAUGUGUCAUUGCUCUCACGCCCACAGCAGUCAGCAUUCACAAUAGCCAGUAUCAUCCAUCACCAGGCUUCUCAAAGGUGGGGGACAGAAGCAGAUGAUCAGUGUGAGUGAUGCUACACGGGAAGGACUCACCGGCAGGGGUGGCUUUGAGGACAGCGGAAGGGGCCACAUGUCAUGGAAUGAGGGGCCUCCAGACCCUGGAAAGACAAGGAACUGACUUUCCCCUGGUGUCCCCAGGAAGGAACACAGCCCUGCAGACACCUGGAUUUCAGCCCAGUGAGGCCCAUUUCAGACUCUGACUCCCAGAACCAUAAGAUAAUAAAGCGUGUUGUGAGCCACCAUGCUUGUGCUAAUUUGUCACAGCAGAAUGAGGAGUCUCAUACACCUGGCAUCCGACACUCUGUGGUCUCAGGAGGCCCCCAAUCUUCUGGAAUCCAGUUCCUGGGCAGACAGACCCUGACUCCACCCGGUGACAUCUCAUCAAACCUCUGACCACCAGAGUCGGAAGCCCAGCCAGGCACACAGUGGGCUCCCGGGUCUGGAGGCUGCGGCUUCACUCUGAGGCACUGCCUUGGGUGGGCUGUACCUGCGCUGGGCCCCCGUGUGGCCGG